Messenger RNA from Arabidopsis lyrata subsp. lyrata, 648 nucleotides. RefSeq lists its product as uncharacterized. Gene Ontology annotation, molecular function: protein dimerization activity. The record is from RefSeq and is a predicted model, not a curated record. Lineage: Eukaryota; Viridiplantae; Streptophyta; Magnoliopsida; Brassicales; Brassicaceae. Bases 1 to 648 code for a protein of 215 amino acids. The transcript has 2 exons.
AUGAAUAUUGAUCCUGUAUUUUCGGUGAAAGCAAAGCGUCUUAGUAAAAGGAAACGAUCCCAUGAUGAAGAGGCUGAAAAAGUUGGGGAAGAUGUAAUAUUGACAGCAGAAGAAGAUUUCAGAAUCAACUACUUCCUCAAAAUCGUUGAUCAAGGUUUGGUUUCUUUUGAAACAAGGUUUGAACAACUUCAAAGUUAUGAAAAUACUUUUGGAUUUUUGUUUGACUUGAAGAAGCUGAAGUUAGCGGACGAGGAGAAGUUGAUGGCUUCUUGUGUCAAUCUUGAAGUUUUUCUGAAGCAUGAUACUCAUUCUGAUAUUGAUGGUAAUGAUCUAUUUUUGGAGCUAAAGCUUUUAAGAGGGGUUUUACCUAAAGAGAUUAAAAAGUUUGUUGAGGUCUUGGAUUUUUUGAAAAAGAUGGGAAGUUGUUAUCCAAAUACAUGGACUGCCUAUCACAUAAUGAUGACGAUUCCCGUUUCUAUUGCUUCUGCGGAAAGAAGUUUCUCAAAGUUGAAACUCAUAAAAUCUUAUUUAAGAUCGACUAUGUCACAAGAGAGGCUGAAUGGAUUGUCGAUGAUGUCCAUUGAAAGGAGUUUGGCGGAAAAACUUGACUAUGAAAACUUGAUGGAUGAGUUUGCAAGCUUUCGUUAA